This is a messenger RNA of Aedes aegypti (yellow fever mosquito), 10901 nucleotides long. RefSeq names its product protein bark beetle (gene bark). NCBI's taxonomy places the organism in Eukaryota, Metazoa, Arthropoda, Insecta, Diptera, Culicidae. Gene Ontology annotation, cellular component: membrane. The record is from RefSeq and is a predicted model, not a curated record. The transcript is spliced from 11 exons. The coding region runs from base 547 to 9945 and encodes 3132 amino acids.
AUGUUAGUUUCAUUAUUACCACUUCGCGAACCGCACCUAGUUCUGGAUAGCUCGAUUAAUAAUACGGGUUAGAAUUGAUUCAUCUUAAAUUGAUUAGCAACGGUUUGAAAUUCUUUCAUGAAAAUACUGCUUUUCGGUCGUGUCAUGUGUCGCGAGUGAAUAAAAAGCUGUGAAAGUUUCACGAAAGUAGUGACGAAAGCAACGAAAGUGCGCUGUGGUCGGUGAUACGCCCCAACCGAUUCAAAUCUUUCGAAGACAACGCGUGAAGAAGCUACGUUUCCUUCGUUUUGUGCUGGGGAAUCGCCUCGCCGAUGCGCAUGAAGGUGUCACUGCCAGUCUACGCCUCGUCGCACUCAUGAAAAGAGCUGCAUUCAAACAGUGCCUAUUCUACUGUCGUCAGUAUUGUGUGCCUCGGUGCUAAUGUGUGCCUUAAAUGGGAAAACGUGUUAAGUGCAAUUCAGAUUCCAAUAUAAUGCAACGAGGCAAUUAGAAGAAGAUCUCGAUUCAAACCCCCGAAAAAGUAGCGAAACGAAAAAUCGAAUUGUGAUGAUGAAUCGAAAGUGUAUCGAAAGUGAUAUUAAUUUUGAUUCGAAACGACCGAGUAUGGCUCGGAGAAGCGUGGGAAUGCGGAUCUGUUGGAAGAAUCGGUGGAAGCCCAAAUGGCUGGCAAUAGUGUUUUUAGUGUUCAGUAAUGUAAUGGUGACAGUGACCAGGUGUCAAGAAUUCGGGGAAAGUGCUUUCAAUCAUCCGGAUCGUGAUUUUGAGCACGUUGCGGUGGAAAAUAGGGAAAUCAUUACUAAUCAUAUACCCACAAGUGAAAAUGGAGGUGGAGGAGGUGCCGGUAGUGACGAUGAGUCACGUUAUAAGUACGAUAGUGUAGCGGGGUCUGAGGGAGAAGUGCAUUAUACAGAGAUUUCCGGGGAUGUGGUACUUGGAGAGAAGCACCUGAGAGCAUCCGAUAGUCCUUAUUCACUACGGACGGAUCUGGAGGUCGAACGGAAGGCAAGGUUGAUCAUCGAGCCGGGGGUUACAAUAUAUGUAGCGCCUAUGGUCGGAAUCACCGUUCGAGGUUCACUGGUGGCAUUGGGCACAUCGGAAAACAAAAUCACCUUUACGUCGUUGCCCAACUCUGGCUACAAGGACAUCGAAUCGGACCCUCGAGAGGUCGGUGCACGGCUGGUGGAUGGUCCCAACCCGCUGGCGGGUAGACUACAGCUACUGAAUCAAGGAAAAUGGCGAUCGGUUUGCAGCAACUCGAAGAACUGGACCAUCGCAGACUACGAAACAACCUGCCGCCAGAUGGGUUACAAGGGAGGUCGCUUCUGGAACUGGAUGGACCGUCUACAGAACUACGAACCUCGGUUAUUGUACGAGGACCCAAAGUGCGGAGGCACGGAAGCAUCGCUGUUCGAUUGCUCCUGGGAAACCCGACAGGUUGGAUCCGGUGUUUGCGACUACCACAGUGAUAUCGGAGUCCAGUGUUUGCCAUUGUUUGACCAGGUAACCCCCCAUUGGCGGGGAAUUCGGUUCGAGUACGCCGAAAGUAAGGAGAAGCUAGCGCACAAUCACAUUCUGUAUGACUUCAUUUCGUUGUCGGAGUUGAGGAAUGUUGACAUCAUACGUGCCGGUACAGGGCGGGGAGGAACUGCUGGAUCAGCUAUUGCCGUGUUGGGAAUUCCCCCUGUUUUGGAUCAUGUCCUAGUUGAUCAUUCGUCAUUCACGGGAAUCAACGUUACAAAGCACGAUGCAGCAUUCAUGUUUAAGGAUGUAACCGUACGAAGAAGUCGCGGAUUUGGAAUAUUCGUCAACUCGAGCUAUGGAUCUACGCUGCUGGACAGCGUGACAGUGAGCGAAAAUGGUGCUGAUGGCAUCCGAUAUGUGGGCCAUGAUCUACGGGCUGACGAACGUACCGAUCGUAGCAAGGUGUUCGACUUUUGUACCUUGACGACUACUGCUUGGCAAAUUUACCCUCUGCAACUGUCGUUCGAACAGUCUCCGUUUGCCUUAUCUCAGAAGCAAUGCGCCCAGUCCCUCACAACCGGCUAUGGCUAUGUUCUUACGUUUCACUUUGUGCACUUCGAGAUGGCACGCAACGAAAGUGCAGUCAUUCAAGUUUACGACGGAAUGUCAGAAAACGAUCGAUUGUUAGCAUCGUGGAACAUACGGAACUCGACUCGACCACAAACUGUGACUACAACUCGAGAGAAAAUGCAUAUAAAGCUACGUGCUGAUCCUAGAAGUCGAGUCUUGGCACAUUUUCGAAUCACUGCCGGUACCACCAAAGCAUACGAUCUGAACGUAACGCAAGCGACGAUCGUUGAUAAUGGAGGUCGUGGCAUAGCCAUCGAUAAUCUACGGUCGCAGGUUCAUGUGCACGCAUCAACGAUUGCGAACAAUAAACAUGCCGCCGGUUUGCACGUUACUAGCGGUGCUGGUGAUGUCAACGUUACUGACUCCAAGAUAAGCUUCAACAUUGGCGAUGGCAUUAACAUUACGUACUACGGUGGAAAUCGGAACAUUUCACGCAGUUCUUUGAGCUCCAAUAAAGGCUACGGUUUUGCGGUUUGGUUGAAUCAGACCACAAAGGAUCGUCAGGAAUUUUUGGAGUUCAACCAAACGACAACUAUUGAAUACUCUAAUGUCAUCAAAAAUUUGGAGAUUGGUGUUCUGCAUGGAAACUACUGUGGCGAUUCGUGGGUAAACAUUACGGGAAACUGGUUCAACGACAGCACUCACAAUGCAAUCGACAUUCAAUCAUGUUGGUUCGAGACAAUAGAGAAUCGAAAACUACGACUUCAGAUUGGACACAAUAAUUUUGAACAUUCGAACAAGAUUGGGAUUAUCAUAAGCCCUAUUCUCAACUUGGAAGGAAAAAUCGAGUACAAUCAAUUUUUGAAGGGGAGGUACGGAGCUUUGUUGACGAGGAACAAACCCUGGGAAGAAUUCCGACAUCUACCAGUCCGACUCAUAGUUCAGCACAACUACUUCAUGUACAACAGAGGCAUUUACGUUGCCUCUCUGGGGUUAUCUCCAAACACCGACAAUAAAACACAGUGGUUGUUGUUUACGCGAAACUUUGUGAAGAACAACAAGAUCAAAGAAGCGUUCGGCCCUAUGGAAGACGAAGGAGAAGGUUUGGGUGGAGAAGGCCGGUUAAAUCCCAGAUCACGAGUGGCUGCACCUGUCGUCAUCUCCUCCAAUAACGUUGAUGUAUUCCGGAAUAUCAUAUCAAACUAUGAAUCAAAUUACGAAGUGGGAUCACAGUUGUCAGAUCAGAGCAAAGCCUUGAACGUUACAUAUAACUGGUUAGGAUACCAGGAAGAGGAGAAAAUCUACGAGCGACUAUUUCAUCGUAAAGAUCGAUACGAUCUCGCAAAAAUUGAAUACUUCCCUUACUUGUUGCAUCAUUCUAAUCCUGGCACUCAGACCAUAGCUCAGUUCGCAAAAUUUGUACCAUUCUUCCACAAAGAAGGAAGCGAUCGCGUUGGCGGAGAAGUUGAUGGCCAGGAGAUUCUUCCGUCAGGAAGUUAUACUGUGGAACGUGACAUCAAUGUCCGGCCGGGAGGAAAACUGAUUCUUAACCCGGGAGUUAUUUUGAACUUCGCACCAAGCGUAGGAAUGAUGGUCACAGGAAAAUUGGAAGCUCGGGGACGAAAACCCGAUGACAUCAUGUUUACGUUGAAGCGGGAAGCAGUAAUGAUGGAAAACGACACUACAGAAGCUAUCAUGAUGGACCCUGAGGUUAUGAUGGACAUUGAAACCGAAUCCAUUGUUGAUUUGGGGCCUGUAGAUCCGCAGACCCCUAAGAUUCCCGUUAGGCUGGUUGGUGGAAUAAGUGACCAUGAAGGAAGAUUGCAGGUCUACACCGAAGGGCAGUGGGGAACGGUGUGUGAUUACGGUUGGACCAUAAUCAAUGCUGCCCUGGUUUGCCACCAGUUAGGACUAGCACUUAAUCCGAAAGACUGGAGACUACAGCGAUCGGAGGUUCCCGGAGCUGGUACUUCGGAAAAUGUUCUUCUUUCAAAUGUUCGCUGUACUGAGCAUGAUAUUGACAUUACGCAAUGCCGAGCUGAAAAAUCAUCGCAAGGAGAUUUUGAGCAUUCCUGCAGUCAUGAGAAUGAUGUUGGUGUGAGAUGUUAUGAAGGAGCAUGGGCAGGAUUACGUUUUGGAGUGUUAUCUGAGAGAGCAGAUCUUCAGUAUGUAACGAUUGAGAAAGCUGGCCUUUUUGAUUACAUGACUAACAUGUUCAAACCAGCACUUCAAAUGGACUUGUCCCGACAUAAUUUGGAUAGCAUCCGAGUCGUAGAAAAUUUGCAGGAUGGGUUGGGAGUGAUUUACUCUGAUAUUUAUGCCGGAUCGGUGAAUACUAUCAAGAACUCAGAAUUUGCAGCGAAUCGUGGAAAUGGGAUAAGUAUCAAGCAGCUGGGCUUAAAGAUUCAUGGGAGCAUAAUCAAAGAUAACAGAGGAUCCGGAAUCAAUCACGAUGCUGUAAUAUCUGCUCUUGAGCAACGAGAAAUCACUAGUUGGUUCAAUAUGGUUCCAGAUUUCAACGUUGAUGAUUCAGACUAUAGACCAAUUAUGCUUCCGAAGGAUUCUCAAAACAUCGACAUCGAUCAGUGGCAGGUUAAACACAUAAUAACCCUACCCGUUCACGAUGAGCCCGUUGAAAAAAUGAUAACUAUUCGUUGCCAGCCAGGUUAUGUAAUAGGCAUUCAGCUAUUGAACCCUAUCGAAAAUAGAUCUACGGAAAAUAUUUGGAUUUAUGAUUCGUUAGCUGGUAGCUCAAAUUCUGAUAUUUGGCAAGUAAAACGAGAUGUAUCGGUGUUCCCGCUUACUACCAGUAGCUAUGGUGCAAUUCUGCAAUACAAAAGUGGGCACAAUGCUAUCGGAGGUGCAGUUCUAGUCCUGCGGUCCAUUCAAGCUCCAAUACAAAACAUCUACAAUCGAAUAGUUCGCGGUCCAGUACCAACUCUUCAAAUCACUUCAACAAAGAUUCAAAGAAAUUUCCGUGGUAUCACUGGUACUUACUACAAUCGAUUCCUGGGAGAACAGAGCGAACUCUAUUUGCGAAAAGCGAAUGAAUCAAUCAAAUUGGUCAACUGUGAAAUCAGUCAUAAUCGAGAGGAAGCAAUGUUCAUCAACUCUCCCUUUUGGGACGUCCACGAAAGUAAUAUCUCGGAAAUAACGAUCCACGUGAACAACAGUAUGAUCCGAGACAACGGUAGAGGAAUCCGUCAAUUCUCCAAAGACCUGCGAUCAUCCAAUAACCUAUUCCACUACGUUUUGCAAGAUACAACUGUUGAGAGUAACUCUUUUGGAGGACUAGAGCUCAGCCUGCCCUACGUUUGGCAAUACAAUGAAAAUUUCACUCAUUCAGUGUUCUUGGGAAACGAUACUUGGGUUCGGAAUCGAAGGUUUGGAAUUAUCAUCGACGGACACUAUGCGGUGGUGAACAUUUCGUCAAACAUAUUCAUGGAUAAUGUUUGUGCCCAUGGAUUGGUUGGAUUCAAAGGAAUGGAGAAGAAAAUGCGCAUUGAUAACAAUCGAAUCGUUAAAAAUUCCGGGAAAUAUUUGUUGGAGUUCCGUUCGGAUAGUCAGAGUGAAAUUUUAGGCGAGAUUCCAGCAAUUGUAGCAUUUAAUCAUAUCGAGAGUAACGAGAAAGUGGUGUCCACCCGGUCCGAAAUGAGGAAUUUUAUUCGAGGUGAUCGAGGUAAUGCCAAAGAUCCCACCUGUGUGAUCGGAUUCGGUGGCGUUCAGAAGGUGAAAAUCUAUCGAAACGUGAUUUCGAACAACGAGCAAGAUUAUGAUUUGAUCGCGGGAAUCAAAUCUGCAAGGCUGAAUAAUUUCUUGGACGUACGAGAGAACUGGUGGGGGUCGCAAGACGAAGAGCACAUCAAAACACGAAUCUUCGACUUUGACGAUUGGAACAAUCAUGCUGAGGCGCAGUAUAAGCCAUAUCUGAUUGAGGAUAGCGUCGAUGGAAGUGUUUCGGUGGUUCAUUCCAAAAAUAGAUCUGUUGACUUGGACAACUUGGGUGGACGAAUUUUUGAGGAUAUAUCAAUAUUCAGGAGAGAUCAACCAUAUGUCGUCAAGGCAGAUAUAACUGUUAUGCCAGGAGUUACGAUGAACAUCUAUCCAGGUGUCGUAAUGGAAUUUGCACCCAACGUUGGUAUUUUGGCCUUGGGUACAUUGAUUGCCCGUGGUACACGCGAUGGAGAAAUCAUUAUGAAGCCUAUUCAAAGUGCUUCGGAGAACUUGAAUCGUGUUGAACGAUCGUUAGAGAAUAUGGUUAAUUACGACUCUAUCCGUCUGUGCGCAAAUAGGAACUGUUCAGGAAGUGAACAAGAGAACGACAGAAUCCGAGAAGGCUUCUUGGAAUACUAUAAUCAUACUACGCUCCAGUGGAUCCCAAUUUGCGAUCGUAGAUUUACUGAACGAAAUGCUCAGGUAGUUUGUCGGGAGCUUGGUUAUGAUCCGCUUGACGUCUUCUUCGGUCACGAUCGUCGAAUUGAGUUCCAUACAAAUUCUCUUACUCGAAUCUGGUCUUGGGUUGAGCCAAUGGAAUGCCAUGGUGAUGAGCUACGCUUAGAAGAAUGUCCUGAGAGAUUAAACGGUCAGUUGUACGGACGUCGACACGAAUGCCAGUGGGAUUCUGAUUUCGUGUUCAUUAGCUGCAAUGGAGAACCAGAGGAGAGGAACUACUGGGGAGGAGUUCGGUUUGCUAACCAGGAUUUUGAAGCCAGUUUGUACGAGCAUAGAAUUCAUGAUGCAAUAACUCAUUCGACUGCGAAGCCGGUAGAGAGCGUUAUGGAAUUUGUUAAACUUGAUCGAGCGGGAAUGUUACACGGAGAGAAAUCGCCAGCGAUUCAGACCAUUUCCAAAAACCCAAGUAUAAGCUUCGUGUCCGUUAGGAAUAGUGCGCACCAUGCUGUAAACCUUGUAUCACCAAGUGAUGCUAUUCAUUUGAACUACUUAUCGGUCUACAAGGCAUUAGGACAAGGAAUAAAUGCAAUUUCGUUAACCGGUGAAGGACGCGAAAGCGAUGAAUCGAGUUACAAUCCUUUGAAAGAUUUGGAUCUACCAUACAAUCUGUUUUCGAUGAUUGACAUAUGUGAUACGAACAAGGAGAUUACACUGGAAGAACGAGUUCUGGUGUAUUACAAAUAUGACAAUAAUCCAGUUAAUUGUGUGAAGAUCUUCAAAAGUGCCUAUCGCGUAAAACCGCUUGGCUUUCGACUGUUGCAGUCGAACCUGUUCAACCACUCCAAGGAAUACGGUCGAAGGGAUAUGAUACAACUGAUGGAUGGUGAUAUCUACAAUGUAUCUGCGAGGACGAUUGGAGUUCUCGAUGCUGAUUCUGAUAAUCAGAAGAAGCUAUUCAGAACUGUUGAAUCUGCACUGAGCGUUCGAUUGAUUGCCAGUGGAGCACCAGCAAGGCAUGGGUUCAUCGCUGAAGUGGUAACGCUUCCAAUUUCCGCAAUUGGAUUCAAUCGUGACGCACAGCAUAACAUUUCGAAUUCGGACAUUCAGGAGUGUGUCGGUGGAGGAUUACAUUAUGUGACUGUUGGAGAAGUUUCUCCUAUUCUGACACUGGAAAGGAACAGAUUCAUACGCAACUGCCGACAGCUUUAUGGUAACUUUUCGUCGUGUGAGGCUACCAUUCGUGCUGAUGUUCAGAACAUGCAGUCAUUGCAUUUUAGAAAUAAUCUUGUUCAAGAAAAUCAGGGAGGUUUAUCGAUACGAGCAGAUUCCCGAGGGUCCGCUACGUCCCUUCGAGGAUGGAUUCAUAACAAUCUAUUUGUAAAAAAUCGAAACCGACCUGCAAUCUAUGUGGAAGGCAGACAGUCGUCUCCAUAUCAGGAAGUUACCGUUCAUAACAAUUACAUAACUCAAAAUGAUGCUGCAUUCAAGGACGUGGUUGUGUUGCGUCAGGUGGUUUCAAACUUCAGCUACAACUAUGUCCACAGUAACAAGGGUGGUAGGAUUAUUGAAGUGUCCGGAUUCGAUAGAGUUCGCCUUCCAAUCUAUCAGACGACUUCACACAAUGGAUUUUAUGAUAAUGUUGCAACGGAUUGGAGUGGAAGAGCAACUAUAGUGGCAGGGACGGCAGGUCAACAUUAUGUCGAUAAUAUUUUUGCCAAUCCGGAGAAUGACUACGAAAUGAUCACUGUUAAUCGUUCAAUAUUUGACUUCCAGUUUUGGAAUAGCACCCUGGAUGUUUGGAAAACCAAAAUCGAUGCAACUCUGAACUACUGGAGCUACAACGAAACCCUUGCCGUUGGAUCCCGUAUUCGCGAUCGCUUCGAUGAUCCUCAGCUGCUGGAAGUCCAAUACCUACCACUGCACAUGAACAAUCUUACGGUGCUGAACGGAAAGUGCCCACCCGGAUGGACGCUACUGAUCGACACCUGUUACAUGUACGUCGGGGCACCAAUGAGUUUCCGUGAAGCGCGGGACUUCUGCCGAUCGGAUAACGCAUCGCUGCCAUUCAUCCAUGGGGACUAUAAUGCACUGUGGUUCUUCCUGGAGCAACAGUCUCGUUACCUGCGAUCGGCCGAAAAGGUUUGGGUUCAAGAUCCCAACUACAUCGAUCAGUGCACUUCGUUCAUCUACCGGAAUGUGGAGAUUGAGGAAUGCUAUGAGCGGCAUGCGUUCCUGUGUGAAAUCGAUCCCAAGGUUGAAAUCGAUCCUCUCUUCUGGAAAGCGGAUGCCGUUGCAAUUGGAAUGAUUUCUGCGUUGAUAAUUGUGCUAAUGAUGUUGUGUUGUCUGUGUGUUUGCUGGGUGUAUAAAUCUCGGUAUCGACAAACGCAGAGAUUGCAGCGUAGGAAUAGCAUUCGGCAAAGCUUGCGCAGUCUUAACAGCAUUGAUCCGCAGGGUUCGAUUCGAAGAAGGAAUUUUGUCGUCUCACGCUCAACGGACACGCUGAAAUCGGUCACCACCGGGACCACAGACUACAAAAAGAUGGCGUCAAAUGGUUCGAUUGAAUCCGUAGACAAAAGCGUGCUCAGCUCGGAGACAAAUUAUGAUAUGUACGACAAGCAGCAGUACAGCAACGAAUAUACAGAGCAAUUGAAGAGCCAAAUGGGUUACACUGAUGGCACUACAAGCGAGGCAGCCGAUUUCAUGCAGCGCCCUAACGACAGUCCACCGCGUACCAAGGUUUACGGUCUACCGGACUAUAGUUCCCAUGGAGGAAGUACCGCUUUUGAGCUUGCAUUUAGAAACGAAGGAUUCCGGGACAACUCCACUACUUACUCAGGGGUUACCCGAAACAAUUCCAUCAACACGGCCAUCAACGAAGACACACCUAUCAUUCAUCACCAGGGCGAUAACGACGAAAGUGGGCCCGAUUUCUACGGCAAUUCAAGUACUUUACCGAUGCGGAUCAAAGGUGAUAAUCUAUCAUUCCUAAAUGAACUCAAAAAUCGCCUACCGGAGUACGAACCACUGCCUUCCAACGGUCACAGUAGUUUUCUGCCAGCUCCUCCGGAGCCACCCUCGGCCAACGCAUCCCAGCUAAGUGCAAGUACACUGCCAUACGAUCAGAAGAUUGAUCGCCUUAAUUUCAGUGCUCCUCACGAGUACCAACAACCGUCGAUUCAAGUUCGAAGGCCAGAACCAUCGACACCCAGCAUUGACGCUCGGGAAAUUCGACGCCCUGAUUCAUACAUGAGGGCGGUCAAAAAGUACGCCACUCCAGGACGGGAACGGGAGUCCAUAAUUCCUCCGCCACGUGUUGAUAGUAACGGCAGCCGUAGACCAAAGACUGUUUAUGAGGCAUCAGCUGAACAGGAACCUCAACGCGCUCCGCAACGUACAAACUACGCUCGCUCCCGUUCCGAAGCUCUGCUCGAAACAAACUUCGACGAAGCAUUGCCACCAAUGACGGACAUGCUCAGUUCGGAUAGCCGCAGCUAUUCUCAACCACUAGAGACUGCUAUGUAAACAUAAGAAAAAUUCGGAAAUGUACAGCCAGAUAUGCAUAGAAAGUUUCAUGAAUAUCGAAUCCAUCGAAUAGAAGUGUUUUAAUUAAAUUUUCAUCUAGUUGAAACGAUUUCGACCAGAGCUUCCAUAGUGGAAGCUUCGGAAGAAACAUAAAGAUAGAAAUCUAUAAUAUGAGUAGUUUGGUGAGCUUUUCUCGCGAAAGCGCCAACCAGUGCUGGUGAGGUGAAAAGCUGUGAAACAUAAAACGAAAACCGGGAGGUGAAUCCGUACUCUGUGCAUAAGCCGAACUCAAGUGUCUUUGCUUGCUCUAUAGUUUUACACAUGUACAUAGGAUAGGACGUAUAUAGAGUCUAAGGGCGAAACGAAACAAACCAGGCAAAAUUUGUGAUUGCCGUCGUGAUACCGCGUAACACGUAUUAUGUUAGAGAAAUAUUGUAAAAUUGAAUCGAUAGGAUCAUACGAGUUAUUUACAGAAGUCGUAAAGAUAAAUCAAAUCAUCACACAUCGCAAUCGAAUUAAAUCAUAUGCUUGAUGCAUAAAAAUGCAUAUGUUCAGUUCAUUAUCUUUCCUUGUAUGAUCAUCACAAUCAAUUGACGAAUUUGUAUUAUCUGUUUUAUUGAUGCGAGUAUUAUUUUCUUGUGAAGUUUUAUGUUAAAAUCGAUAUGAGUAGAGAAUCAAAAUUAAAUAUUCCCAUAACAUAAAGAUAGCAAGCGUUUGUUGGCAAGUUAUUUGUUUGCGAAAAAAACAAAAGAAAGGAAUUUUUUUAAGAACAAAAGACGAUCAUAUUUAGUAAAGUAGUAUUUUAUCGUUAUCGUUGAAGUCGCUUAGAAUUUAUGUCAGUAAAUCUUGACAGAUUAGAACGAAACAUUUUUGUUGUACCGUCCAAUGAAUAAAUAGUGUAUUUAUUUAAAGUUUGUGUAUCAAGAUUAAAAAUAAAAACCAUUCGGAACGUAAAA